This is a messenger RNA of Rattus norvegicus (Norway rat), 483 nucleotides long. Lineage: Eukaryota; Metazoa; Chordata; Mammalia; Rodentia; Muridae. The record is from RefSeq and is a predicted model, not a curated record.
AUGAGAACUCAACCGUGUGACUGUCAUUUCCCUAGGAAGCUCAUCGAGACUCACCUGAAGACCAUUCCCAGUCUUGCCUUUUCGAGCCUGCCCAAUAUUUCCAGGAUCUAUCUAUCCAUAGAUGCCACUCUGCAUCGGCUGGAACCACAUUCUUUCUACAAUUUGAGUAAAAUGACUCACAUAGAAAUCCGGAACACCAGAAGCUUAACUUACAUAGACCCUGAUGCUUUAACAGAGCUCCCCUUGCUCAAGUUUCUUGGAAUGUUCAAUACUGGACUUAGAAUAUUCCCUGACUUGACCAAAAUUUAUUUCACGGAUGUAUUCUUUAUACUAGAAAUCACAGACAACCCUUACAUGACAUCAGUCCCUGAAAACGCAUUCCAGGGACUAUGCAAUGAAACCUUGACCUUGAAACUAUACAACAAUGGAUUUACUUCAAUGCAAGGACAUGCUUUCAAUGGAACAAAGCUGGAUGCUGUGUAA